Messenger RNA from Drosophila ananassae, 1588 nucleotides. RefSeq lists its product as uncharacterized. The transcript has 2 exons. The record is from RefSeq and is a predicted model, not a curated record. The coding region runs from base 118 to 1494 and encodes 458 amino acids. Lineage: Eukaryota; Metazoa; Arthropoda; Insecta; Diptera; Drosophilidae.
ACCGCCUUGUUGCUAGACAACAUCGAAAUUUCACAAAACAAACGGAGCUAGCACUAACAGCUUUAUCGAUACGUUGUCCCAGUCCUGACCCCGCGUUCAGUUCCUCAGAGCAGCAAAAUGGACAUGCGGAUGUCAGUCAACCGGAUGAGUGUGCGCCAAGCCUCAGUGGCGGCGCGGCAGCGGCAGACCAGGAUGGGUCGGAUGACCCGGCACACGAUCUUCACCAUGAAACGUGCCAUCACCUUCCAGGUGCGCCGUUCGCUGGUCGAAUACGUGGAUAGUGAACUGGCGGACAUGGACACCUCGGUGUUCUACCAGCGCAUCUUCGUCCUGGCCAAAAACUGCCGCUUGACGCCUGAGCAAUCGGAGGCGGGAACAGCGACCGCGGUGCCGGAAGGCGGAGAUCAGGGGGAGUUGGGCGAGGGCGAGAACCAAAGUCCAGGGUUGGAGUUUGGCGAGGACACGUUGGUUGCGGCAAGCGAAUCCCAGUCAAAGAUGACGACCCCCUCUAUUGUAAAUCGCAGCUCCGUGGAGGUACCUGGUGAGGAGAAGGACACCACGGCCACCGAAAGGGAGGUGCUUACCCACACAUUUCGCUUCGGCGAUGACGAGGACGAGGUCGAGGUCGAGGAAGCGGUCGAAGAGGACGAAGGGCCACCCACGGAAGGACCCCCACCCGCGAAGCCAAAGGACUUCUUCGCUCUCUUUAGCGAACGGCUUGAGGAAAUCCAUAAGCAGUGCAAGGCGACGUCCAUAACCCCGGACCCCAUGUGCGGAGUCUACAUCCAUAUGGGCGACUAUAGUUUGCUGAUGCUCGAGACCGCGGAGGACAUGAUGGGUUGUUUCUGCCGGGAACUGGCUAGCUGCUGCCAAGACUUCUGGCAGGCAAACCGGGUCUUUCUCAUCGAAGAUCACAUAAAGGAAUUGUACACCAAGGACCUGAUGUUUCGCCGCAUACCGGCUGUCUUCUUGAACGAGAAGUUCCCCACCUCGACGCCUACGGACGAGUAUUUGAUGGGCAAGCAGCACCUCAUCAUCAAGGAGAAGCUGCUCACCAUCUGCCGGCUCUUCUAUGAGGCCGAUCGGCUAGACCCGUACAUGAGCUCCUCCGAUGAGGAUGACGUGACCACAAACAAAUCCAAGUCGUCUCUGGCAAGCGAUCAGCUACCCGUGGAUGUUUACCGGAAACACAUGCCCGAGAUCCAGCGGAUCGAGCUGGUGCUGGCCUCCACCCGAUUCUACUACGAUCUCGCCGAGUUCAACGGACUGUACGGCCGCAUGCCCUUUGGCCCCGACGAGGAAGGUCUUUUCUGGCCCAUCCAGAACAACUACACGCCGGCCAACGUAUUCUGGCGCUCUCCUUACGACAUUAACCUUACGUUUGCCGACUACACAUCGGUGACCACGCGGCGUACUACUGCCACCAGUCUCCUGGAGAACGCCGAGGAUGAUGGUCAAGAAGCACCAGCCAAGGAAGAACCGAAGGCGGAGUAAAGGAGGAGGCGGAGUAAAGGACUCAUAUUACACCCACUGUUCAUAGUUAUUUAUUUAAUGGAAAAUAUUAAUAAAUCGUUGGAAGCAGCAGAAA